Naegleria fowleri is the source of this 1125-nucleotide messenger RNA. RefSeq lists its product as uncharacterized. Gene Ontology annotation, biological process: ceramide biosynthetic process. The transcript is spliced from 3 exons. Bases 1 to 1125 code for a protein of 374 amino acids. Gene Ontology annotation, molecular function: sphingolipid delta-4 desaturase activity. NCBI's taxonomy places the organism in Eukaryota, Heterolobosea, Eutetramitea, Acrasida, Naegleriidae. The record is from RefSeq and is a predicted model, not a curated record.
AUGAGAGCCACCAGUGCAACUGCUUCUACCAAAUCGGAUGCCAGUAAUAAUAAUCUUGAGCCAGCCGUUCAGAGAAUUCCGCAAGAACGUAAACCCAUCCCCAAAGAGUUGUUGAAUCGUGAGGACUUUUAUUGGGUCAAUUAUGAAGAGCCUCAUCUCCGAAGAAAGUAUGAAAUUUUGCAAAAGUAUCCACAAAUUGAAAAAUUAUUUGGAGUGGACUACAAUACCAAAUAUCAAGUGAUUGCCUUUGUGUUGAUUCACUUGUUCAUUUGUUAUUUAGUGAAGGAUCAACCAUGGUAUAUUUUUGUUCCUACAGCUUGGUUGAUUGGUGGAGCGUUCAUUCAAUCGCUCACGGUUGCUAUUCAUGAAAUUACUCACGGAAUGUGCUUUGACAAACUCGAACACAAUUACUAUUUUGCCAUGUUUGCUAAUCUACCAAUGGGAAUUCCUUCAGCAAUGACAUUUAAGAGAUAUCACAGUGAUCACCAUUGGUAUUUGGGUGUUCCUUUGUAUGAUGUGGAUAUUACCACUCGCUUGGAAGGAAAAUAUGUCAGAUCCAAAUUCCUUAAACUCAUUCACAUGAUUUUCAUUGGACUUGUGUAUGGUGUGAAACCCUUGUUGGUAGCUCCACGUUCACCAAAUACAUGGGAAUUGUUGAAUAUGGCAGUUUCAUUCAGUUUUGAUGGCUUGUUGGUCUAUUUUUGGGGUUAUAGAGCUUUGAUUUUUUGCGUGUUGUCAAGCUUGCUUGGUUUGGGUUUGCAUCCAUUGAGUGGUCACUUUUUAUCCGAACAUUGGUUGACUGAACCAGGUCAAGAAACUUACAGUUAUUAUGGACCUGCAAAUUGGUUCAUGUUCAAUGUGGGUUAUCACAAUGAACAUCAUGAUUUUCCAAGAAUUCCAUGCUCCAAACUUCCAUUGCUGAGAAAAAUUGCACCAGAAUUUUAUGAUACACUAGGAUAUUAUGAAUCUUGGUCUGCAGUCGUUUAUAACUAUAUCAUGACUGAUGGUUACAAUCCUUUCGUGCGUCAAGUCAGAACGAUUGAUGUUCACAAAAAGGCAAGAAAAGAAUGGUUCAACCGUGGUUUUACUGAACAUGCUUGCUCUAACGAGGCUGACCAACAAUAA